Racocetra fulgida is the source of this 679-nucleotide messenger RNA. The record is from the annotation of a GenBank genome assembly. NCBI's taxonomy places the organism in Eukaryota, Fungi, Glomeromycota, Glomeromycetes, Diversisporales, Gigasporaceae.
CAAUGGAGUAAACUUGAUGCUGAUUUGGAUUUGGAACCUGUUAUUAUAUAUGGUAGCCAAUUUCCUGAUGAUUUUGAUGGUGAUUAUCAAUAUAGCAUAUUAAGCCACAUUAUGGUUAGAAGUCUUUAUGACUUGUGGAAUCAAAAUUACAUAACCGUAGGAAAAGAAGGAAGUCAAACGUCUUAUACGCGUGUUGCAUUGGGGGCCUAUUCAAAUCCUAUGGUCUGUGUUCAUAAAAAUUUUCGUUGUAUAUUAGUCCUUGAUGAACAAAAAGUAGAUUACUCGGAUCCACCAUUAUUAAAUCGAUUUGAAAAACAGAGAAUGUCUAUUAGUGAUAUAAUAGAUUAUGACAUGAAAAAGCUAGUAAAUGAACUUAUAGUAUGGUCGGAGCAGAUAUCAACACUUUCAAAUACAGAAGGUGAGGCCGCUUCAAAAUUUAAUGAAAAUGACAUUUUUAUUGGUUUUAAUAAAGAGGAAACGCUGCAAAGUUUAGUAAUUUAUAAUAGCAAUGAUCCGGAAUUAGGAGAUGAAAAGGCUAUUUUGGAUAAGUGCAAAGAAUUAUUGAUAGGUAUAGCUUUGCCAGACGGGAUUGUACGUUCCAAAAAAUCAAUGUUAGCUAAUGAAGAAAUAGAUUAUUGGUAUAAUUUAUAUUUUCAACAAAAUCAUGAGAGUUUAGCUG